AUGGGUGACCGACGUGGACAAUCGCCAACUGAAACAGGAGGACGAAGACCGGGAAGAGCUCAGAGAGCUAGAGGAAGAGGGCAAAAUUUGAGACGAGGUCAUAGCAGCCGUGUUCAAACAUCGAGGGCGGAAGCAGUAACCCGUACACAACAAUCAGGAGGAGCUCACGGUCGAAGUUCCAGAGGCUCUACUGGGAACCAAUCAUCUCGAUCUGGAAGGUCUAAAGGUGGAAGAGGGUAA
Messenger RNA from Caenorhabditis remanei, 240 nucleotides. RefSeq lists its product as uncharacterized. The coding region runs from base 1 to 240 and encodes 79 amino acids. The record is from RefSeq and is a predicted model, not a curated record. Lineage: Eukaryota; Metazoa; Nematoda; Chromadorea; Rhabditida; Rhabditidae. The transcript has a single exon.